This is a messenger RNA of Sardina pilchardus (European sardine), 1242 nucleotides long. It is a transcript of the gene tmem26a, whose product is annotated as transmembrane protein 26a. Bases 67 to 1113 code for a protein of 348 amino acids. The record is from RefSeq and is a predicted model, not a curated record. Lineage: Eukaryota; Metazoa; Chordata; Actinopteri; Clupeiformes; Clupeidae. The transcript has 8 exons.
GGCAUUACACUGCUUCGGAGGGUUCAACACUGCACACUGCACAGUUAGGCUACUUUAACCGGCGCAAUGGUGUUUUUUCAAUUUGUUUCCGCGGUCGUGACCAGGUCGCUAUUUAUUCUGGUGUCACUGAUCGGUGUUUGGAGGGUGACGUUUGUUAAACAGGACCCCAUGUACUGGCUCCUCGCAAUCCUCUACCUACCUCUUGUUGUCGAAAUGAUUAUAACUUUGAAAAGAAGAAAAGGAAAGGACUACAAAUGGUUUUCUCCAGCCAUUCUACUGUUCCUCAUCAGCAUCAUUCCUUCCAUAUGGAUUCUGGAAUUACAUCACCAGCAGAACAAAUCUAGUGACCCACAGUGCAAGAAGUUGGACUCCUGGGAGAACGUCCGCAGUAUGAUAAACCUCAACUCCACCACCGGGAAUCACACUUUGACAUUAAAGGCGAUGGCUGAACUCUUCUCAAAGAGUUUGUGUCCAAACGAUUGGAUCCUCGCUCUUCAUCAAGUGCUCCUGCUCCUCCUCAUCCUCGGCAAAUGGCUCCUCCCCAUUGGAGGCGGAGUCACGCGUGACGAGCUGUCACAACUGCUGCUCAUCUUCGUCGGCACGGCAGCAGACAUCUUGGAGUUCACCAGCGAGACGCUGUCCGACGUCAAGGAGAAUAGCUCUCAGCUGGUGUACAUUAUCCUGGGAGUGUGGACGUGGAGUAUGCUGCAGUUCCCUCUUCACCUGGCAGUGGUGACAUCACGGCCCCAGGACUCGUGUGAGUCAGGUGUGGACGCUGACGCAGCAGGUGUGUGCGGGUCAUCAGGUGCGGAGGCGGCGCCGGCGCCUCAUCCCGGUCGCCCCGGCAACACGCUCCUGGCCCGCCACAGCACCGACAUCUGGAACAUCGUGGAGAGCCUGUUCAUCCAGGACGGGCCCUUCCUGGUGGUCCGGCUGACCGUGAUGACCUACUUCGACGUCUUCCACCAGAUGCUGGUGUUCUUCGCCAUCAAGAACUUCCUGGUGGUGGUCCUCAACCUCUACCGCCUCAUCGUCAUCUGCCAGGACCACAAGCCCUCCUCGUCGCCCACGGCAACGCCGCUACAGGGCGAGUGUCGGAGCAGAGAAGACUGAGAGGAGAGCAGACACACACACACACACACACACACACACACACACACACACACACACAGAUGACUAAUGCAUAAAUCAGAAACACUAACACACACACACACAUACAAAUACAGACACCAUAAGUUACAA